Molecule: messenger RNA, 1768 nt
Organism: Melopsittacus undulatus (budgerigar)
Lineage: Eukaryota; Metazoa; Chordata; Aves; Psittaciformes; Psittaculidae
Gene: IMPACT
Product: impact RWD domain protein
Exons: 11
Coding region: 679-1641 (320 amino acids)
Biological process (GO): GCN2-mediated signaling; regulation of translational initiation
Cellular component (GO): cytoplasm
Molecular function (GO): protein binding
Source: RefSeq, a predicted model, not a curated record
GAUAAAAAAGACUGUAAAAUUGUCACUGAAAUAUAACUGCUUAUACCCUUUAAAAAUAAUGAAAUGAGUAAGGCAAAAAAUACCACCUGUGAAGUGUACUGUUGAUUCUGCGGCUAUGCAUAACAGAAGUAGAUUUUGUAAGUUUAUUAAUGCUACAUCUUGAUCCAGUUAUGUUGGUACUGACUUCAAGAAUGUAUUAAGUUUCUUUUACCCAAUACAGCAGUUAAACCUAACCUGGAUGCAGAUCCCUCGAGUUCACUCCUCUUUCAGCAACACUCAAGAAUGGGUCAUGGAACUGCAUGGCAGUACUCUGGGGACAGCAUAGAAGGAGAUGCUACCUCAAUCUGGGAGUCAAGCUUGGAUGUACGUAGCUAUGCUUUGGUGUCCACAGGAGAUGGUUUAGACCGUGGAACAGUCCUGCCCUGAGAUGGAUAAGGAACACGGGCCACUGUCAGGAAAGGUACAGGGGCUGGGAUGAACGGGUUAAGCACAGCAGUUCCGAGAGAAGCGAAGCCGAGGCGCAGGAUUAGGGGGCCUCCGGGUGUGCCUCAAGGCAGAAGCCGGCGCAGAGAACCGAGCAGGAUGUGCUGGCGGAAGGAAAGGCUGGCAGCCUCACCGCUACCACUGCGCAACCUCCUCCUGCGGCGCAUGCCCUUUCCCUGCCUCCCUUAGGUACCGAUGGCGGCGAGGGACACGGAGACGGCCCAGCAGCAAAUUGAUGAAAUUGAAGCCCUUUCAUCCAUAUAUGGUGAAGAUUGGUGUGUUGUUGAUGAAGAUGAAAAAAUCUAUUGCAUUAAGAUUGAUGAUUGCCUGGAUCAACCAAAAUGGUCCCUCUGUCUUCAGGUGAUUUUGCCGCCAGGUUAUCCAACUGCAGAGCCACCUAUUUAUCAACUAAAUGCUCCUUGGCUUCGAGGACAAGACUAUAUGGACCUAGCAAAUAGCUUGGAAGAAAUAUAUAUACAGAACCUUGGUGAAAGUAUACUUUAUUUAUGGGUGGAGAAGAUACGAGAAGUUCUGAUUGAAAAGGCGCAGUCAUCAGAUCCAGAACCAGAUAUUAAGAAAACCAGUGAAGAAGUUGAUGAAGAUGGUGGAGAUGAUUUUGACCUAGAUUGUCAGCCCAUUCAUGAAGAUUCAAUUAAAAUGUUAAACUACAUUACAGCUGAAAGUCAAGAAGAUGAAGAACUGCCACCCAUUCAUCACGGAAACCCAAUUACAGAUCGAAGGAGUACUUUCCAGGCACAUCUGGCUCCUGUGGUGACACCCAGACAAGUAAAGAGAGUUCUUGAAAAAUUAUAUGAGAAUAAAAAAAUUGCAAGUGCUACCCACAACAUAUAUGCAUACAGGAUAUACUGUGAAGAUAAGCAGACAUUCUUACAGGAUUGUGAAGAUGAUGGGGAGACAGCAGCAGGUGGACGCCUUCUUCAUCUUAUGCAGAUUUUGAAUGUCCGCAAUGUGUUAGUUGUGGUGUCCCGCUGGUAUGGAGGUAUUCUCUUGGGACCAGAUCGUUUUAAACAUAUAAACAAUUGUGCAAGGAACGUACUUGUGGAAUACAACUAUGUACCUUCAGUGGAAGAAUCAUCUAAACAAGCAGGAAAGAGCAAAAAGACAAGGAAGGACAACAAGAAAAGAACAGAACACUAAUUUAUUUUUUAAACUAUAAAAGAUUAUUUUGCACAUAUUUAUGCAAAGAAAAUGUGGAGUUACUGCCUUAUACAAUACAACAGACAUUUUGUAUUUGGAAGAUAAUAAAGCUAUAGGUAUAUUUUCA